Carya illinoinensis is the source of this 2299-nucleotide messenger RNA. Its product is annotated as rust resistance kinase Lr10-like. Gene Ontology annotation, molecular function: protein kinase activity; polysaccharide binding; ATP binding. The transcript is spliced from 3 exons. NCBI's taxonomy places the organism in Eukaryota, Viridiplantae, Streptophyta, Magnoliopsida, Fagales, Juglandaceae. The coding region runs from base 207 to 2141 and encodes 644 amino acids. The record is from RefSeq and is a predicted model, not a curated record. Gene Ontology annotation, biological process: protein phosphorylation.
AGGAAACAAAGAAGAGAAAUAUUAAUAUCUACGUAUAGUUUUGUAAAACUUGUUUGUAGACGUAGCAUUCCUCAAAUUUGUGAUUUACCCCUAUAUUUACGUUAUAUUAAUUUCGUUUGCAACUGUGACCGGAAAACACACCUACCUAGCUUAUCCUAUCUCAAAAUCCCCUCUCUCUCUCUCUUUCUCUCUCUCUCUCUCUCUCAAUGGUGUUAAUGGCAAGAAGAAUAACGUCGAGCUUCCCUUCUGGAGUCAUGGUCACCUUGAUUGCUACUCUACUCCUACUCCAAGUCCCUCAAACUUUUUGCCUUACGACAUUAUAUGGUAAUGAUCACUACUGUAAUCCUUCUUCCAUUACUCCUUCAUCCUGCGCCAAUCACAGCAUAAGAUAUCCAUUUCGACUAAAAGGCGAAGCCACAAAUUGCAGUGCCAGAACUUAUGAGCUCUCAUGCGAGAGCAACCAUACAUUGCUGCUCCACUCUGAUCUUGUUGGAAAAUACUACGUGCAGCAAAUCAAUUACCAUAAGCAAACGAUCCGACUGGUAGACUCUGAAAUUCAGGAGGAUAAUUUCUCCUUCAUCCCUCGUUUUAUUGUAAACUACAGAAAUUUGAGUCGGCUGGGCUAUUAUUGGUAUGGUACUACUACAAAGGGCGUGGCUAUUGUGAACUGUGAGAAACCAGUCAUGAGUUCUACUUCCUAUUUGCUUUUGGAAACGUCUUCUUCGACAUGCUCUAAUAAUAAUAGUAAUGGAACUGCGUCUUCUUCUAAAAUAUCCGAAUAUUCCAAACGCUAUACAUAUGUCAAAGUCGGCAAAACGAAAGCGGGGGAUGUGGAGGGUUCCUGCAAAAUAGAGCAAAUGUUUCUGACAUCAUGGCCAGGACCAAAUGCUCAUGACAGUAACAUUACUAUUUCCUGUGCAGACCUCCGCAAUGUAUUCUUAUCUGGUUUUGAGCUUCGAUGGUUCAAUUACAGUACUAUUGGAACCUUCAUGAUCUUGAUCAGAGUAGGAUAUACAUUACUUAGCUAUAUGGGACUCUGGCGUGGAGCCCUAACUGUGUUAGGCACUCCAUUUGUUGUUGCGUUUUUGAUAUAUAAAUGGCGAAGGAGGCAUUUGUCAAUGUAUGAUGCCAUUGAAGAAUUUCUUCAAAACCACAAUAACCUUAUGACAAUAAGGUACUCUUUCUCAGAAAUUAAGAAGAUGACAAAAAACUUCAAGGAAAAAUUGGGUGAAGGAGGCUAUGGCACAGUAUUUAAAGGAACUCUUCGUAGUGGACGUCAUGUAGCUGUAAAAAUGUUAGGCAAGUCCAAAGCAAAUGGACAAGAAUUUACCAAUGAAAUGGCAACCAUUGGAAGGAUUCAUCAUGUUAAUGUAGUUCAACUAAUUGGCUUUUGCGUUCAUGGAUCAAAGCGUGCUCUUGUAUAUGAGUUCAUGCCACAUGGGUCUCUAAACAAACACAUAUUUUCCUUGGAAGGAAGUAUCGUCCUAAGCUGUGAGAAAACAUAUAAUAUUGCUCUAGGGGUGGCUCGUGGAAUUGAAUAUUUACAUCGAGGAUGUGACAUGCAAAUUCUGCAUUUCGAUAUCAAACCUCAUAACAUCCUUCUUGAUGAGAAUUUUAUCCCUAAGGUUUCUGACUUUGGCUUAGCAAAAUUAUACCCAAUAGAAAACAAUACUAUUUGUUUGACUGCUGCAAGAGGGACAUUGGGAUAUAUGGCUCCUGAGUUGUUCUACAAAAAUAUUGGAAGUAUUUCAUAUAAGGCCGAUGUUUAUAGUUUUGGAAUGCUCUUGAUGGAAAUGGUAGGCAAAAGAAAGAAUUUGAAUGCUUUUGCAGAACAUUCAAGUCAGAUUUACUUUCCAACCUGGGUGUAUGAUCAAUUCAACGAAGAAAAAGACAUUGAAAUGGGAUGUGCCUCGGAAGAGGAAAAGAAUAUGGCUAAGAAGAUGAUCAUUGUUGCAUUAUGGUGCAUACAGAUGAACCCUGGUAAUCGUCCUUCAAUGAAUAAGGUUAUAGAAAUGCUUGAAGGAGAAAUUGAGCAAUUAAAAAUACCUCCCAAGCGUCCUCUAUCAUCGCCAGAAAGAGUGACAAAAGAUUGUGAAGAUAAUUCAAGCCAAACGUGGAUAUCAACGCAAUCAGGUGAAUGAACUUAGUAAAGGAAAAGCUAGCACCCAAGUUUGAUAGGGACUACUAUCUUCUCAUGUUUGGUUGUAUAAAGGAUAUUUCAUAUUUAUAUGUAACCUUUACUGUUAUGAUAUUUCUCACACUAAUUAACUAGUAAAUUAAAUUUCAAUUUGUGAACUUA